Molecule: messenger RNA, 1082 nt
Organism: Lycium ferocissimum
Lineage: Eukaryota; Viridiplantae; Streptophyta; Magnoliopsida; Solanales; Solanaceae
Product: transmembrane ascorbate ferrireductase 1
Exons: 4
Coding region: 132-833 (233 amino acids)
Molecular function (GO): oxidoreductase activity
Source: RefSeq, a predicted model, not a curated record
CAGUUGAAAAAAACAAAAUAGUGAGUGUGUCCCAGAUAUAAAAUCAAUCCAAAAUCUACUAGUAUAGGAUAAUACUGCUCUGUGCUUCCACGUUUUAUUAUUAUCAUCAAAGUAAAAGAGAAGAAGAGGAGAUGGCAACUGGAUUGAAGGCACUGCCUUUUUCAUUUGUGGCACACGUUCUUGCCUUAGCUGCUGCUGUUAUGGUCUUGGUUUGGUCUAUUCACUUUAGAGGUGGCUUGGCUUGGGAAGCUGAUAACAAAAAUCUCAUUUUUAAUAUUCACCCUGUACUGAUGCUUAUUGGCUUCGUUAUUCUUGGGGGAGAAGCCAUCAUGAGUUACAAAUCUUUCCCCCUAGAGAAGCAGGUGAAGAAAAUAAUACAUCUAGUUUUACAUGCUAUCGCGCUCGCACUUGGAAUAAUUGGAAUCUAUACUGCAUUCAAAAAUCACAAUGAAAGCAACAUCCCCAAUAUGUACAGUUUACAUUCCUGGAUCGGAAUUGGUGUUAUUUCUCUUUAUGGCAUUCAGUGGGUUUAUGGCUUUGUGGUGUUCUUCUACCCCGGGGGUAGUGCUGAAAUAAGACGCGAUUCACUUCCCUGGCAUGUGCUUUUCGGAAUGUUUGUAUAUGUGAUGGCUGUUGGCAAUGCCUGUCUAGGGUUCCUUGAGAAGCUUACAUUCCUCGAAGUUAGUGGUUUGGCCAAAUAUGGUUCUGAGGCUUUCCUAGUUAACUUUAUUGCAAUUGCUACAGUUCUAUAUGGGGUCUUUGUGUUCCUGACCAUUCUUUCCCAGGCUCCUUCCACUCAUGAGGAUGAUCAAAGUUACUCUGCCAUCUCUUGAGUUCCAAUAAACUAUUGUUGCUUUUAGAGACUCUUACUGGUGCCUCUCUACCUUUCAUACUUUGAUCUUCUUGUUUUAAUUUGUUCGAUCGUGUACCUGUAUUGUAAAGUGAAGUAAGACUUUGGUUAUUAAUUGGGCUAUUGUAAUCAUACAUCUCCAUCUUGAUGAUGGCACCAUCUUGAUGUGUAUGUUAUUAUUUGUAUGGAAGCUAUGAUUUGUAUAUAGAUGAUUGUGGUGGGAGGCCUUGAA